AACAAAGCUCUUAGAUCCUUCUACUGAAGAGCAGCAGAAGUCUCGUAUGAAUGUAGUACUAGUACAUAGUACCCAGCGUAGAGUGGACAAAAAUUUGGCAGAAAAUUUGAAGUCCGCUCUCUCGGACAACCCACGGAGGUGGGAAACCUGGAAAAGCCGCGUACCAAUUUGGAACUUGGAACCUUUUUUUUAUUGACUUGGUUACUGGUCUUACACGGAUGUAUUGGGAUUUUGCUGUAUAAAAUCUUGCCAACUUUUUGCUUGUUCUUCAGAAAAUGGUGAACAAUCUUGAAAUGAAGAAACUAGUUGCCAUCUCUUGCUUGUCAUGGCUAUUCUUGGUUUCUUGUAGCGCUGUUGCAGGCCAAGAUGUGCCAUUCAAAGCAGCAAAUUUAGGUGGUUGGCUGGUAGCUGAGGGAUGGAUGACUCCAGACCUCUUUGAUGGCAUUCCCAAUAAAGACCUCCUGGAUGGAACACAAGUGCAACUGAAGUCGACAAUGCUCAACAAGUAUCUGACAGCAGAGAACGGUGGUGGAUCAAAUUUAGUUGCUAACCGCGAUAGUGCCUCCGGCUGGGAAACUUUUUGGUUAUGGAGGAUUAAUGAGAAUACCUUCAACCUCAGGGUGUUCAAUAAGCAGUUUGUGGGACUGGACAAUCAAGGGCAGGGAAAGAAUAUAAAUGCAAUAUCUACUACACCUGGAAAUGCUGAAACGUUUCAGAUUGUAAGGAAACAAGAUGAUCCAUCCAGAAUACGGCUUAGAGCCUCGAACGGGCUCUUUGUUCAGGCUCCCAGUGGAUCCUCAGUGGUGGCAGAUUAUGGAGACACUUCAGAUUGGGGGGAUCAAAAUCCAUCUGUUUUCCAAUUGAAUAUUGUCAACACAUUAAGGGGCGAAUACCAACUUACAAACGGAUAUGGGCGGGAUAAAGCUCCUCAAGUGUUGAAGGAUCACUGGAAUAAUUACAUUGUGGAAGACGAUUUCAAGUUUAUGUCCGAUAAUGGUCUGAAUGCUGUUAGAAUUCCAGUUGGGUGGUGGAUCCAGUAUGAUCAGACACCACCAGCACCAUUUGUUGGAGGUUCCUUACAAGCGUUAGACAAUGCUUUCUCAUGGGCACAGAAGUACAAUAUGAAGGUGAUAGUGGACCUCCAUGCGGUUCUAGGAUCACAAAAUGGGAAUGAGCAUAGUGGAACUAGAGAUGGAUUUGCAGAAUGGGGAGAUACUUAUGUACAGAGAACUGUGGAUGUCAUAGACUUCCUGGCGAAAAGGUAUGCUAAUCGUCCAAGUCUUGGAGCGAUAGAGUUAAUGAACGAACCUAAUGCAGCAAUUGUCCAAUUUUCUGCUUUAAGCGACUACUACAAGAAAGGUUAUGACGCUGUAAGGAAGUAUACUUCCACAGCUUAUGUCAUAUUGUCAGCUAGAUUGGGAGAUGCUUCCGACAAGGAGUUCCUUUCUCUUGCUGGUGGCCUUGAUCGCUCCGUCAUAGACGUUCAUUACUAUAACCUCUUUUCAGACCAGUUCAACAACAUGGAUGAACAACAGAAUAUUGAUUAUAUUCGCAAUGAUAGGGCUGCACAACUGCAGGAAGUGACUCAAAGCAAUGGUCGUCCUUUAAGCUUUGUUGGGGAAUGGACAGCAGCAAUGGCAAAAGACAAUCAGGACAUGGAAGCCUACAGGAGAUAUGCACAAGCUCAGCUAGAUGUUUAUGGAAAAGCUACAUUUGGGUGGGCUUACUGGUCAUACAAAUGCGAACCCUGUGGGAUGUGGAGCCUUCAACGCAUGAUUCUAAGAGGCCUUAUUAAACUGUAAUACCGUUGAAGAUGAUCCCUUGGCUCCAAUCCACCCAAGCCCCUGGAGCCUAAUAUACUCUUGCCCAUAUUUAUGUUCGCUUUAAAUUUUGUCAAAGCAGAAGGCCCAAUAACUAUAUACACACAUUCACGUCGCUAAAUGUAUGUGGAUGGUUACUUUAAGAGAGAUUUGCAGUUCAAAUGUUUAAUAUCCGAUUCAUGGACCAUCGGCCCACAUACUAAAUUUUUCUGGGGGAAGGGCAACCACUGUAGCUUGAUACGGGUCCUUCGAGCGUCGCUCAUGCGCUGCACUGCAGCACCCCAGCUCUGUUAAAAAAAAAAAAAAAAAAAGAAUUGCAGUUUUGAUCUCAAA
Messenger RNA from Coffea arabica (coffee), 2153 nucleotides. RefSeq names its product probable glucan 1,3-beta-glucosidase A. Gene Ontology annotation, cellular component: actin cytoskeleton; cytoplasm. Gene Ontology annotation, biological process: polysaccharide catabolic process; actin filament bundle assembly; establishment or maintenance of cell polarity. The record is from RefSeq and is a predicted model, not a curated record. Gene Ontology annotation, molecular function: actin filament binding; hydrolase activity, hydrolyzing O-glycosyl compounds. NCBI's taxonomy places the organism in Eukaryota, Viridiplantae, Streptophyta, Magnoliopsida, Gentianales, Rubiaceae.